Condylostylus longicornis is the source of this 3045-nucleotide messenger RNA. It is a transcript of the gene TER94, whose product is annotated as transitional endoplasmic reticulum ATPase TER94. Gene Ontology annotation, cellular component: nucleus; VCP-NPL4-UFD1 AAA ATPase complex; cytosol. The coding region runs from base 157 to 2568 and encodes 803 amino acids. The record is from RefSeq and is a predicted model, not a curated record. Gene Ontology annotation, biological process: mitotic spindle disassembly; autophagosome maturation; retrograde protein transport, ER to cytosol. NCBI's taxonomy places the organism in Eukaryota, Metazoa, Arthropoda, Insecta, Diptera, Dolichopodidae. The transcript has 8 exons. Gene Ontology annotation, molecular function: ATP binding; polyubiquitin modification-dependent protein binding; ATP hydrolysis activity.
UAUAUGGCAACUAUAACGAAAAUUUGGUUGGUGAUUUUAUCAGAAGCAAAGAAUAUUGCAUAGAUUAAAUUAGUUUGGAAAUUUUAAUUUUUAUAUUUAAAUAUUAACUAUAUUAAUUCAAGUCUGAAAUUUUUUUAAAUUGUACGCGUAAAAGUUAUGGGUGACUCAAAAAAUCCGGAUGAUUUGGCUACCGCCAUUCUGAAGAGAAAAGACCGCCCGAAUAGACUUCUUGUAGACGAAGCCGAAAAUGAUGAUAACUCCGUUGUGUCUUUAUCUCAAACAAAAAUGGACGAACUACAGUUAUUCCGCGGGGAUACUGUGCUAUUAAAAGGAAAAAGGCGGAAAGAAACUGUUUGUAUAGUUUUGUCUGAUGAAAAUUGUCCGGAUGAAAAAAUUCGCAUGAAUCGCGUAGUAAGAAACAAUCUGUGUGUGCAUCUUUCUGACGUUGUAUCAAUUCAAUCAUGUCCAGAUGUGAAAUACGGAAAGCGGGUCCGUAUCUUACCUAUUGAUGACACGGUUGAAGGAAUAACUGGGAAUCUGUUUGAUGUUUAUUUGAAACCAUACUUUUUGGAAGCUUAUCGGCCCAUUCACAUGGGAGAUAAUUUUGUAGUACGUGGUGCAAUGCGAGCUAUUGAAUUUAAAGUUGUUUUAACAGAUCCUGAACCGUAUUGUAUUGUUGCACCUGACACUGUCAUAUUUUGUGAUGGUGAUCCAAUUAAACGUGAGGAGGAAGAAGAGUCUUUGAAUGCAGUUGGAUAUGAUGAUAUUGGUGGUUGUCGAAAACAAUUGGCCCAAAUAAAGGAAAUGGUUGAACUGCCACUGCGCCAUCCGUCGCUUUUUAAAGCGAUAGGAGUAAAACCUCCGCGAGGAAUAUUAAUGUAUGGGCCUCCUGGAACGGGUAAAACUCUAAUUGCCCGAGCUGUAGCUAAUGAAACAGGCGCAUUCUUUUUCUUAAUAAAUGGUCCAGAAAUUAUGUCGAAAUUGGCAGGUGAAUCUGAAUCUAAUUUAAGAAAAGCUUUUGAGGAAGCCGAAAAAAAUUCUCCAGCUAUAAUAUUUAUUGAUGAAAUAGACGCAAUAGCACCAAAGCGCGAUAAGACACAUGGUGAAGUUGAACGCCGUAUUGUGUCACAAUUGCUUACACUGAUGGAUGGGAUGAAGAAAAGUUCGCAUUUAAUUGUGAUGGCGGCAACAAACCGGCCAAACUCAAUCGAUCCUGCUUUGCGCCGUUUUGGUCGUUUUGAUCGGGAAAUUGACAUUGGCAUUCCAGAUGCAACUGGUCGAUUAGAAGUAUUAAGAAUCCACACUAAAAAUAUGCGAUUACAUGAUGACGUAGAUUUAGAGCAAAUUGCUGCUGAAACCCAUGGACAUGUUGGAGCUGAUUUAGCGUCACUAUGCUCCGAAGCAGCUUUGCAACAGAUACGUGAGAAAAUGGACCUUAUUGACUUAGAAGAUGAUAAGAUCGAGGCCGAUGUUUUGAAUUCAUUAGCUGUAACAAUGGAUAACUUUAGAUAUGCUAUGACUAAAUCAAGUCCUUCAGCGUUACGAGAAACCGUAGUUGAAGUUCCAAACACGACUUGGAACGAUAUUGGCGGGUUAGAAAAUGUCAAGCGGGAAUUACAAGAAUUGGUGCAAUAUCCAGUUGAACAUCCCGAUAAAUUCCUAAAGUUUGGCAUGCAACCAAGUCGUGGUGUGCUGUUUUACGGUCCACCAGGUUGCGGUAAAACUUUAUUGGCCAAAGCAAUCGCAAAUGAAUGUCAGGCCAAUUUUAUUUCUGUGAAGGGUCCUGAGUUAUUAACAAUGUGGUUUGGUGAGUCUGAAGCUAACGUUCGUGAUAUAUUUGAUAAAGCACGAUCCGCUUCGCCAUGUGUGUUGUUUUUCGACGAACUUGAUUCUAUUGCUAAAUCUCGUGGCGGAAAUGUAGGUGAUGCUGGAGGAGCGGCCGAUCGUGUGAUUAAUCAAAUUUUAACUGAAAUGGAUGGCAUGGGAGCUAAAAAAAAUGUAUUUAUUAUUGGAGCUACGAAUAGGCCAGACAUCAUUGACCCAGCUAUACUACGUCCUGGUCGCUUAGAUCAGUUAAUAUAUAUUCCAUUACCAGAUGAAAAAUCCCGUGAAGCAAUUUUAAAAGCCAAUUUAAGAAAAUCACCUCUAGCGAAAGAAGUUGAUCUUGGCUUUAUUGCAAAGGUCACUCAAGGUUUUUCUGGAGCAGAUUUGACAGAAAUCUGUCAGCGUGCAUGCAAAUUGGCUAUUAGACAAGCUAUUGAAGCAGAAAUUAAAAGAGAACGAGAAAGAGCUGGAAAUCAAAGCUCGGCUAUGGACAUGGAUGAAGAUGAUCCGGUGCCCGAAAUUACAAGAGGUCAUUUUGAAGAAGCUAUGAAAUUUGCCCGUAGAUCAGUAUCUGACAACGAUAUUCGUAAAUAUGAAAUGUUCGCCCAAACUUUGCAACAAUCUCGUGGAUUUGGUUCUAAUUUCAGAUUUCCAUCUAGCGCAGGAUCGUCAUCUCAAGGUACAGGUCCAAAUCAACCCUCAAAUCCCCCCGGUGAUAAUGGCGAUGACGACCUUUACAGUUAAACUUCGUCUUAUAUAGUAAUAUAAUUUCAUAAAACUAUAAAGAAUAAUAAAGUGUAUUAGGAACUUCAACAACCAACUCCUCAAGUUACAACAUUUUUCAUAAAGAACAGGAAAAAAUUAUAUAAAAUUAAAAUAAUUUAAAUAAAAAAAAACCGAAAUUAAAAAAACCACUCAAAUUGAACAAAUUGAUUAAAAUUAUAUAAACACAAAAAAACAUGUAUCUUAAUGUCGGCCUUUGACAGUGCUGUACGUUUUUUAAUAGAACGGACAAAAAACCCUUGUAUGUUAAGGAAAGAAAAAGAAAAAUAAAAAUUACUUAGUUCAUUUGGUUAGGUACUUCCUUUGUUCUUUUAAUAAGAAUUCAAAAGGCCAGGUACGUAGUUUAAAUUGAACUCCUUUUUUUAAUUUUAAUAUUUAUGUAAAAUGAAUUGAAUUUAAAUAAAUUGGGUAAUAAAUUUGCUUGGUUUUUGUACCAGA